AUGACAGAAGUAUCAUCAUUAAAAGUAUCAGGUGACGAAAACGACUACAUUGAUGAAAAGAAAGUUCAACAGGAUACAGUGAAUCAUAUCGCUGAUGAUGUUGAGAUUGAACCCAUCUUAAGUAUGGUCAUCUCUCCUAAUGGGGAGAAGAUAAUAGUUGAUAUGGCUCAUGCAGACGAAGCCCUUCAAUUUGCCAGGGAAGCUGAAGGUAUUGUAGUUACACCAGAAGAAGACAGAAAAUUAUGCUGGAAAAUCGAUAUGUGCAUGUUUCCACUUAUGUGUCUUAUUUAUGCGGUCCAAUUUAUGGAUAAGAUCGCUACAGGUUCUGCAGCGGUUAUGGGUUUAAGAACGGAUUUAAAAAUGAAGGGUAACCAAUACUCUUGGGUCGGUUCUGCUUUCUAUUUCGGUUACCUAUUUAUGAACUUGGGACCAGUUCAACUAAUUUUUCAAAAGACAAAAUAUAUGUCCAAAGUCCUUGCUGUAUUCAUCAUGAUAUGGGGGAUAAUUCUUACAUGCCAUGCUGCACCAAGUGUAAAUUAUGCCUCAUUUAUUGCUUUAAGAGUACUUUUAGGAUGUGCAGAGAGUGUUGUGACACCUUGUUUCACAAUCAUUACAGCUCAAUAUUGGAAAACAAGUGAACAAUUUACCAGAAUUUCUAUUUGGUUUGGUAUGAACGGUCUGGGUUCUAUUAUCCUAAAUUCCAUGGCAUAUGGUAUUUAUAUUCACAAGGAUUCAUAUCAUAUCGAAGCUUGGAGAUUGCUGUUCGUUGUUACAGGUGUCAUCACUAUAUUCCUUGGAUUUUUAAUAUUCUUGUGGAUACCUGACGAUCCAUCAAACGCUCGUUUCCUCUCCAGACAUGAAAAAUUGAUGGUUGUUCAAAGAAUUAGAUCUAAUCAACAAGGUUUUGGUAAUCGUGAAAUUAAAAAAUACCAAAUAGUUGAAGCCUUAAAGGAUGUGAGAACUUGGCUAUAUUUUGCGUUUACUGUCUCUUCAAAUAUUCCAAACGGUGGUAUUUCAAAUUUUAUAUCAAUAUUAUUCAACACCGAUUUUGGUUACAGUACUAAAGAUACUUUAUUGAUGGGUAUCCCAACAGGUGCUGUAGAAAUUGUCGGUUGUCCAUUAUUUGGUAUACUUGCGGUAUAUGCAGCUCGUAAAAAGAUUCCUUUUUGGCAGAACAGACUUACUUGGGCUAUUUUUGCUGCUGUUUUGGCUCUUAUUGCAAGUUGUAUGUUAGGUUUUGCCCACAAAUCAAAAGGUGCCAGACUAGGAGGUGCAUAUCUUUGGUAUAUUUCUCCAGUAUCAUUUAUCUGUGUCCUUUCAAAUAUUAGUGCCAAUUCAUCUGGUUAUACCAAGAAAUGGACAGUCUCAUCUAUUAAUUUGGUGGCAUAUGCUGCUGCAAAUUUAGCUGGUCCACAAACAUUUAUUGCUAAGCAAGCUCCUGAUUACCAAGGUGCAAAGAUUGCCAUGGUUGUUUGUUACGCCUGUAUGAUUGUCAUAUUGUCCAUUUUACUCUUUAUAAAUAUUAGAGAAAAUAAGAGAAGAGAUAAAAUACAAGCUGAAAGGGGUGGUCCAGAAAAUUUACAAAACUUAGAAUUUGCAGACUGUACUGAUUUUGAAAAUCCCAACUUUAGAUACACUUUAUAG
Maudiozyma saulgeensis is the source of this 1644-nucleotide messenger RNA. NCBI's taxonomy places the organism in Eukaryota, Fungi, Ascomycota, Saccharomycetes, Saccharomycetales, Saccharomycetaceae. The record is from the annotation of a GenBank genome assembly.